This is a messenger RNA of Pseudomassariella vexata, 603 nucleotides long. RefSeq lists its product as uncharacterized. The transcript is spliced from 7 exons. Bases 1 to 603 code for a protein of 200 amino acids. NCBI's taxonomy places the organism in Eukaryota, Fungi, Ascomycota, Sordariomycetes, Amphisphaeriales, Pseudomassariaceae. The record is from RefSeq and is a predicted model, not a curated record.
AUGGUUUCACUUGACACGUUGGACAGUCUAUAUUGUGUGAUGUCUAUCAAUAAGAUGACGUUCCAGCAAUACAUUCAAGUCCCUGGGGUGGUUGUAUACUUGCUCAAGUACCUCAUUUCGGAUCAAGGGUCGGACUCACCUCACCAGGCUAACCUGGCCCAAAUAGCUAUUUUUAACGUGAUGGGGGUCACUGCCAGCCCUGUAGGACCCUAUUAUUAUAGUCAUCUCGCCAAGCCUCGGCUGAGGCCAGUCCUAUGCUCCUGGAAGCUUAAGAGCACUUUUUUCAGUGUUUCCGUGGAUUUACCUUCUCCGAGCGCGAAAAAGUACUAUGAUAAGCUUGAUAAUAUACUGAUACAAUACACCGCGCUGGCACUACACCCGGGCUACGGUUGGUCAUGGUUUGAAGAGACUUGGGCUGACCAGAAUACUUGGAUCAAUAAGGCCAAGGCUAUGCCACUUCGCCGCCUACUAAGAAGCCCCGGUUUCACGAAAGUUACUACCGAGGCGACGGCGAUGAGUAUACUACUGCGAGGCUACAGAGGAAGCUAUAGCCAACUCGGCCAGCAUGUUCCUAGGGGACGGCGCCGGCGAGGUUGGCGAUAG